AUGAAGCAUACAAUAGCUUCUGCUAUUUGCUUUGCCACAGCCGCCAGUUACUCCUCUUUCUCGACAACAAUGUUCUGGGCGAAACUUGCUGUAUUUCUGGCAGUGUGCGUCCUUGUUUGCGAUGCCUGUCCGCCCAACAACCCGAGACGACGAGAAGCUGAACCCACCCCUCCUACAAGCCGCGCUCGUAGUGGUGGAGGCGGUAAUCGUCGUAGUGGAGGGGGCAGUGGUGGUGGUGGAGGAGGCAGUGGUGCUGGUGGAAGCCCUGCUGGUGAUGGAAGCCCUGGUGGUAGUGGAGAUACUGGUGCUCCUGGUGCUCCUGGUGCUUCUGGUAAUCCUGGAGCGCAAGACGGUAAUACUCAGCCUACUGGUCGUAAUGCUGGAGGUAAUACUGGCAACAACGGUAACGCUGGGGGAGCUACGGGUGCUAACGCAGCAAAUGCUGGCACACAAGCUGCCCCCGCAGCUCCUCCCGCAGCUCCUGCUUCCUCGGGCUAG
This is a messenger RNA of Cylicocyclus nassatus, 498 nucleotides long. The record is from the annotation of a GenBank genome assembly. Lineage: Eukaryota; Metazoa; Nematoda; Chromadorea; Rhabditida; Strongylidae.